Messenger RNA from Eurypyga helias (sunbittern), 3125 nucleotides. It is a transcript of the gene GNAZ, whose product is annotated as guanine nucleotide binding protein (G protein), alpha z polypeptide. Lineage: Eukaryota; Metazoa; Chordata; Aves; Eurypygiformes; Eurypygidae. Gene Ontology annotation, biological process: adenylate cyclase-modulating G protein-coupled receptor signaling pathway. Gene Ontology annotation, molecular function: G-protein beta/gamma-subunit complex binding; G protein-coupled receptor binding; GTPase activity. Bases 331 to 1398 code for a protein of 355 amino acids. The record is from RefSeq and is a predicted model, not a curated record. Gene Ontology annotation, cellular component: heterotrimeric G-protein complex. The transcript has 2 exons.
AGUAUUUGAUGGAUCUAGCCAAACUGUGGAAAAGGGAAGUGUCCCUUCAUUAACAGGAAUGUGCCACUGUUUAUGCACUGGAAAGGGGAGUGCCAUGAGAUCUGCUGAAGAGACUAUUUCUGUGGUUGCAUAUCUACAUGUGUUUGCACCCCUGCUGGGACUGAAUUAGGUGGUACAGGCAUCUUGGACCAUCAGGUACUGGCUAGCAACUUUUUUUUUGUCCAAGGCGUACCUGGCACAAGAACUGAAAGACACCACAGAUCUUUUUCAGAGACGCAAAGAGAGUGAGACAGUAUCCAGUCUUUCCCUUCUGUAACUGCCUGCUAUACCAUGGGAUGUCGGCAAAGCUCUGAGGAGAAAGAGGCAGCGCGGCGGUCCCGUAGGAUUGACCGCCACCUGCGCUCUGAAAGUCAGCGACAACGAAGAGAGAUUAAGCUCCUUCUCCUGGGUACCAGCAAUUCUGGGAAGAGUACUAUUGUAAAGCAGAUGAAAAUCAUUCACAGUGGUGGCUUUAACUUGGAGGCUUGCAAGGAAUACAAACCUCUGAUUAUCUAUAAUGCAAUUGACUCCCUCACACGUAUCAUUCGGGCUCUAGCCACCCUUAAGAUAGAAUUUCACAAUCCUGACAGAGCAUAUGAUGCUGUGCAGCUUUUUGCCCUGACAGGCCCAGCUGAGAGCAAAGGUGAGAUUACCCCUGAGCUGCUGGGAGUCAUGAAACGGCUCUGGGCAGACCCUGGCGUGCAGGAGUGUUUUUGCCGCUCCAACGAGUACCACCUAGAGGAUAACGCUGCAUACUACUUAAAUGACCUAGAACGGAUUGCGGCGCUGGACUACAUCCCUACAGUGGAAGAUAUUCUGCGUUCUCGGGACAUGACCACAGGGAUUGUAGAAAAUAAGUUCACCUUCAAAGAGCUGACUUUCAAAAUGGUGGAUGUGGGUGGACAGAGAUCUGAACGCAAAAAAUGGAUCCACUGUUUCGAGGGGGUUACAGCAAUAAUUUUCUGUGUGGAGCUGAGUGGAUAUGACUUGAAGCUGUAUGAAGAUAACCAAACAAGCCGAAUGGCAGAAAGUUUGCGUCUCUUUGAUUCAAUCUGCAACAACAAUUGGUUUAUCAACACUUCCCUCAUCCUUUUUUUGAAUAAGAAAGAUCUGCUGGCAGACAAAAUCCGGCGCAUCCCCUUAACAGUCUGCUUUCCAGAAUACAAGGGCCAAAACACUUAUGAGGAGGCAGCAGUCUACAUCCAACGCCAGUUUGAGGACUUGAAUCGCAACAAGGAGACCAAGGAGAUCUACUCACACUUCACCUGCGCCACUGAUACCAGUAACAUCCAAUUUGUCUUUGAUGCAGUGACAGAUGUCAUCAUUCAGAACAAUCUCAAAUAUAUUGGCCUCUGCUAAGAGUCCUUGGGCUUAACCUGUUAUCCUGAAGUGAUAAAAAAGGGGCUAACCACUUCCACUUCUAGUGGAAAAAAAGGGGCAAUGCUUAGUAGCCCAAGGAGAGAAAAGGGGAAAUCUGAUGUAUGCACACAGUUCCUCUUAUGCCCCCUUAACCUGCUACAUCAUUUCUCACACAUAUAUGUUCUGAAGAGUGAAAACCUUCUCUGCAUCCCCUUUCCCGCACCCCCUCUGAAAAAAAAAAAAACAACAACAACAACAACUCAAAAACCCCAAACAAAUAAAAAAGAAAUUGAGGCCUAACUCUGUGGAGAUGUUUUUCACCACAGUCACUGCACUUUUAUUCCAUUUGUUUCAUUCCAUUUCCUACAGUGGAAGUGUUACCAUGUUCUAUGUAAGAAAUAAUUCUUCAUCCAGUUGUCGUAAAAUUUUACUGACAUGAAGAUAUAAAGCUGGUGAGUGACAGAUGAACUCAUUUGCAGGGUGUGGAGCAGAACAGUUGUGUUGGAAAGCUAGUUCAAACCAGAAGUUACAGAACAGAAGAGUUUAAGCAAAAUACUACUUAAAGUUGUAGAGAAUGGGCACGCACCCACCAUAUUGGUACACAGAGCCAAACAGUAUAUACACAUACAUCAUGUAUGCACAUGAGUCACAGCAUAUACUAUGUACACACUUCUGCUUUACUUUACUGUUUAUCAUGGACACCUUGCCUGUUAAAGGAAUUGUUGGUGUGCAACUGUUCUGUGAUUUCCAAACUGACUAGCAGCUCUUUCUGCUCUUUAAGGCUUCAAAUAUGCAGCAAAAAUACAUAAAAUGAAUCUAAGAAUAGGCCAAAUUAAGGUCAGUGUUUCUUCUACUGGUAAGGAGUUUUAUACAUCAAAACAGUCUUCUUUUACAUCUUUUUUUGCCAAAUCUUGUGGUGUUUCACAGAAAACAAACUAUACGUAAGAAGUAGGUUAGUGUUCCUUUUUUAAUACAGAUUAAAAGAUAAAUCAAAAGGCAUUUUUUUAAAUUAUUGUUGUAGUGUCUGGAUUGCUGAAUGUGAAAGUUGCCAAUGGACAAUUCUGUUCCACUGCUCCAAAUACAUUCUGGGAAUUGUAAUAUUGUAACAGGUUUCCCAAGAAGCAGGAGCCAUGGAGAUCGUGUAGUGUAUAGCCUUCAAAGUCUUUUUUUUGUUGGGUUUUUUUUUAAUUAUUUAAAAUAUGUGAUGUAUCAUUAGAAGGUGAAAGAUGAGCGAUAUGAACAAUAACUAAAUGUCUUGAUAUUUCAAUUUAAAUUAUUUACAGUUUAGUGAAGUCAAGGAAACUGAAGAGAUGCAUUCCUCAGCUCCAGGUUUCAUCUCAUAAAGAAACACUACUGGAUGGAGUAACAUUCCGGCAAAAGUUUGAAUGCAUAAGAAGCUCUGUGGGACUAUACUGGAAAAUCUCAAAUGGAUCAUAUAGACCUAAGUCUUUGGUCAGUUGAUUCUUUGCCCUGCCAUAGAAAAGACUUCUUAAAAGACUUCAGUGUAAAGUUGGUGUGUAAAUAUAUGUUUGAUAAUUGUAAAGCACAUACUUACACAGAGACACAGACACACAUGCACACUGGAAAAUAACCUACUUUUGUUCCCCCUAUGUACUAUGAUUAGUUCAAGAAUUCUCAGCCAAGGGCUCUAAGAAAUUUAACACAAAUGGUUAAUAACAUCAACAUUUAAAUUGUCCACCUAAAAAAAAUAAAUAAUUCAAAUGAUA